AUGAGCAACGAUCUGAGCCUCUCGAGGGCCCUCGGAGGCUUACGCAUCGCCAACCCCGAUGAUGCCACUACGAGUCCCACACGAGAUACCCCAAACGACUCCGAGGGGCCAUCUGCCAUUGAUUCAAUUGCACCUCAAGCCCUAUCCCAAACCCAGUCCCAAUCUCAGUCUUUAUCCGAGCCGCCAACGAAUUUAAGCAGAAGCCAAACGCAAGACUCAUCGCGUUCAGGGAUAGAGGCGGACUCUUCUAACCAACCAAGCCCUUAUGCGCAUAACGAAACUCUUGCUUACUCGAGCUCGACCACAUCACGCCCGGCAUCUAACCUCUACUCAUCCGCUGAGCGUGAUCAAGCUGCAAAUUCCUAUAACAUCCUGAGGACCGAGCCGUCGAAGGCAUCCAUGUACAGCAUACCCACGAGGUCAGACUCUAGAGCAAACCCACAGUAUUCAGUAGACCCCAGCAACAUACCAACGAGAGAGCCAAGUCACCGAGACAGAUCGUACAACCAGAACCGACCGAUACAUUUGCCUGUAACCACUGGUCCUCUCCCGCCCAGGAGAAGCUCGAAGGGUAUGGGGGGCGGAUACGCAUCUAUUCCUGGUGUUCCUAUUGCCCCGGAACCUAAAGGGGGCAUCCGCAUGCCGAUUUCAAACAGCAGCGAGGAGUGGAAGGAUAAGGGCGCAGCCGUUAGCGUGCGUCGUGAAGUGGACUCUCAUGGAAAGACCGUCAUGAAGCCGGUCAAAAAGGGGGUACGAGACUUUAACUUUGGAAGGAUUCUCGGUGAAGGUUCAUACAGCACAGUAUACCUUGCAACCGAUCGACAAACGCUUAAAGAGUAUGCCGUCAAAGUGCUAGAGAAGAGGCACAUCAUCAAAGAAAAGAAGAUCAAAUAUGUCAACAUCGAGAAGGACACACUGAACCGACUAACGGACCACCCUGGCAUCGUUCGACUUUACUAUACAUUUCAAGACGAGAGCUCAUUGUAUUACGUCCUGGACCUGUGUACAGGAGGUGAGCUGCUUGGGGUAUUGAAGAAGACUGGCACUUUCGACGAGGAAUGCACGAGGUACUUUGGUGCACAGAUACUGGAUGCUAUCGAGUAUAUGCACUCCCGUGGCGUUAUUCACCGCGAUCUGAAGCCAGAGAACGUCCUUCUUGAUGAACAGCUACACGUCAAAGUCACAGAUUUCGGCACCGCCAGGCUCUUGACGGACCCGAGGCUGCCAAAAACACAGGAGCCACAGAGACCAGAUGAUCCCAACGGGAAGAUUGGCAACAAGGACGACAGCAGAGCGGACUCAUUCGUGGGCACAGCCGAAUAUGUCAGCCCAGAACUCCUGAAGGAUAGGAAUGCUUGCAAGGCUAGUGACUUAUGGGCUUUCGGGUGCAUGAUAUACCAGAUGCUGGCUGGGCGACCGCCUUUCAAAGGUAACACUGAAUGGUUGACGUUUGAGAAAAUCAUCGGUCUGGAGUACGAGUUCCCGCCAGGAUUCCCCCCUGCUGCGAGAGAUCUUGUGGAGAGGCUCCUAGUCAGAGACCCGAAUAGGAGGUUGACCAUUGAGCAUAUCAAGAACCAUCCUUUCUUCGAAGGUCAAGCGUUCGGAAAAGGCCUUUGGCGUUCAAAAGCGCCUCGAUUACGUCCAUAUGUGCCACCUCCCCAGGAAACCAAGAUCAUUCAGCUUGGCACUCCUUCCAGUGUACCCGCGAAUGCCUCCACAUCCAGGCUGCUGCACCAAACUAAUGGUGUCAACGGCUCUAGCCGGGGUCCCGGGAGAAUCAUCACCGACAUUCCCCCGCCAUCUCAGCUUGAUAUUGAAUGGUCACCAGUUCUCACAAAAACCAAUGAACGGAUCUUGAGAUUGGGUGACUUAUUGGUUCUGUCGGCACCCAUACCUAAUAGCCCUCACACAAAAAAUGGUGAUGAUGGCCACAGGAAGUUUUCAAGAUUUUUUGGCGGCAGUACGACCAAGAAGAGACAACGUCUAGUCAUGGUCACCUCAAGUGGCCGAAUUGUUCUCGCGCCCGCAGGUGGAGAGGAGAAGAAAUCGAAACAGGAGAUCAGCCUCUUGGCUCCAGACGCAUCCUGGCGUACCCAGAUAGACGCAAAAGGACAGACUGUGUGGUGUGUUGACUCACACGGGUAUCACUACACAUUUGAAGAGGCCAAGCCGGCAAAUUCACUCGACCCCUCGAGAGUCUCUGCCAACGAUUGGCUGGAGUGCUUGGAUCAGGCCCGCGACAUGGCUCUUUCGCAGAAUAUGUCUGGACCCUAUCACAGCGACAGCGCCUUUGGCGACAUGUCUUCAUCAAUGUCCAGCCCAGCAAGUACAUUGGGCGGCAAUGGUGCAUAUAGCGAGGGUUUUGGUGUCAGCGACAGAUCACAGCGACAUCAACUAAGCAAGAGUCAAAUCAGUCUUGAUGACGCUGCGUCCACAAACGUGAAGCGGAACCGUUUUAGCAAAAGACAGUCCAAACAGGGACUCGGUUCGGCUUUCUAG
Pestalotiopsis fici W106-1 is the source of this 2499-nucleotide messenger RNA. RefSeq lists its product as uncharacterized. The transcript is spliced from 2 exons. Gene Ontology annotation, molecular function: protein serine/threonine kinase activity; ATP binding. The record is from RefSeq and is a predicted model, not a curated record. The coding region runs from base 1 to 2499 and encodes 832 amino acids. Lineage: Eukaryota; Fungi; Ascomycota; Sordariomycetes; Amphisphaeriales; Sporocadaceae. Gene Ontology annotation, biological process: intracellular signal transduction; peptidyl-serine phosphorylation.